Molecule: messenger RNA, 2281 nt
Organism: Ixodes scapularis (black-legged tick)
Lineage: Eukaryota; Metazoa; Arthropoda; Arachnida; Ixodida; Ixodidae
Product: protein couch potato
Exons: 8
Coding region: 33-773 (246 amino acids)
Molecular function (GO): mRNA binding
Source: RefSeq, a predicted model, not a curated record
AGGUUCGCACCCUCUUCGUGAGCGGCUUACCCAUGGACGCAAAACCCAGGGAGUUAUACCUACUAUUUCGUGCCUAUAAGGGUUAUGAAGGGUCGUUGCUGAAAGUUACUCAGAAAAACGGGAAGACAUCGUCGCCCGUGGGGUUCGUCACAUUCUCCUCUCGGGCGGGAGCCGAGGCCGCGAAACAAGAACUUCAGCAGGGUGUCCGGUUCGACCCCGAUCUGCCGCAGACGAUUCGGCUGGAGUUUGCCAAGAGCAACACAAAGGUUAGCAAACCGAAACAACAGUCUCCUCCUGCCGCAGCCACGCACCCGACACUUCUGCACCCUAUUACGGGACAAGAGAUCGGAGCUGCCCUGCUGCCUGGAGCUCAUGAUGGUUGGCCACAUCACCCGCUCUCCUACGCCGAAGUGCCCGUUACCACUACGCUGCACACUGCGGCUCUCAUGCACCCCGCUCUUCAUGCUCAGUUGCCCUCAGGGGCGCGGACGGUCGGUGACCCGUGGUGGAUGGGUUCGCAGCCUCCGCUGACGGUUCCUCACCCGCUGUCCCACGCCGCGCUAGCCGGGAGCGCCGCAGCCAUGCACGCCACCAUUCCGCCGCCCCACCUGGUGGCCAGCCCCGCGCUAGCCUCGCCCGUGGGCUCGACCUCGUCGACGGCCGCCACUCCGCCUUGCUCCACCCUGUUCGUCGCAAACCUGGGCCAGUUCGUCUCCGAGCAGGAGCUCAAGGACCUCUUCGGAAGGACGUCCGCCUUGCAACACAUGCUAUGAAUGCCUUGCAGGGAUGCGUACUGUUCUCCUCAGAUCGGGGUGGAGUCCGUAUUGAGUUCGCCAAAAACAAGAUGGGAGAGGUUUCCCGUGAAUGAGGAUCUUGAAAGAUCAAGGAAAAGAUACAAGAUGUUUUAGACGAGUCUGUAUGUAUACAUCUUAGACAUACACAUGUAUACAUGUAAACGCCCAUAGUUACAACAACUAAAUGUUUGAUUUAAAAUUGUUUUCCUCGCGCCUUUGAAUAGUAGGUAUGUUUUGACUGUGAACUUCAAGUGUGCUGCUGCCUUCAAUUGUGCAACUUUGAAAACAGACACACAAACACUAUGUGCGCAUUGUGUAGAGCUGGUACCUGUUUAUGCGCCUACAUGACAUCAAGAUAUACAAUCCACCAGUAAUUGAGUGAUAGGUGCCGUCACUCUGUAUUUGUCGUUUCAAGGUUUUAGUAUUAAUUUAGUAAGGUGCAUCAUUCCGCCUUUACUAGAGGGCAUUAAAUUGUUCCAAUUUGUGAUUUAUUUGAACCAAAAGGAUUUAACUCAAACUGAGUCACCUGAGAUGUUGAGCGCUACACGUUGUGGAGAUGCAUUCGGUUUUUUGUAUUUUUCUCUGUCUUCACAUGAAGUAUAUUCCAAAUGUGUUAAGACUACAACAGUUUUGGGGAAUUUUAGGAAUGAAAUGUUCGUGCCUCACUUAUUGCCCUUUUUUAAACAUCCUGUUCCAGACGAAAUAUAUUUUAGUCUCCAUCAUUCCCCGAGUUAGUAUUCAUUCUUUUAAUAAUUAUUUUGGAAAAAUAGAUUCCGUGUUUCCCAAAGAAUUUGCAGGUCGUAAAAUUGUACAUGUUUAUUUUGUGCGAUUUUCAUAGACGCAUUGAUUGCCAAAGAUAUCUAUUGCAUUUUAAUAUUUUGAUAGCCUUAAUUUGAAUUUAUUAGUGCUAGUCAUAAUGUACAAAUAAUAUCUCUGAUAUUUAUAAACAACCAAAUUUCUUUUCGACUCUGUCAUUUCAUGGAUGUUUCAUAGGUCUCCAAAGAAAAUGCUUUGUAUUGUGAGUUCUGUCAUUUCAUUUUUUCUUGUUAUUUUCUGUUUUAUUGAUUGUAUGUUUCAGUCAAAUCUAUAUGCUAAUAUAAUCUCUUAUGCCGUUUGAUAAUUUAUAUUAGAUAGUAUGGGUUGGGGUUCUUGUUACAUUCCAUUUAUAAACUCUGCCAUUGACUUUGAUUUGUCGCCUGGUGAACAUAAGUAAUAACAUAUAUAUAAUGUUCCUGAAGCUUUUAUUCUAGCGUUUGACCUCUAUUUAUGCCUAUUUUUGGCGCUUUUCAAGGUGUAUUAUUUUUUCAAUUUUUAUAAUACACUUGUUAUUUUUGACAACAUUCCGGAAUUUUUGAAGUUUCAUAUUCUUUGAGAUUUUGAAAGUUCGCUUGCUUUUUUCAGAGGUUGUGCUGAUUUAUUUGCUGCUUUUUGCUUGUUUUCAUGUUAAACAUAACCUUCCUUGUUUUUGUGUAUUUUAAGCUACUAAA